Didymodactylos carnosus is the source of this 505-nucleotide messenger RNA. Lineage: Eukaryota; Metazoa; Rotifera; Eurotatoria; Philodinida; Philodinidae. The record is from the annotation of a GenBank genome assembly.
AUGUCAGCUUUAAAUGAAUCAAAAACGACCUCGACGUCGCUUAACUUGGUGGAUAAACUAAGUGGUGCACUUUGGGGCUUUUUUAUUGCUGAUUCGCUAUCAAUGCCCUCCCAUUGGUUUUAUAAUCCUGAUAAUAUAAUCAAAGUAUUUGGUCCAAAUGGAAUUACUGGUUAUAUUGACGCUCCUCCAACUAAUGCAGAUGCAUUUAUGGCUGGUAGUGAGUAUAAUCCAGCAGAGGAGAUAUCCACUCCAAAUUAUCGUCCAGCUGAUAUUCUCCACCAACAUUCAAAGUAUUACAAAAUACAUAAUUCUGAAUAUGAUGGUCGAUCAUUUAAAGAAAGUCGUGACAGUCAUGGUAAUGCCUUAGUAGGAGCUAACAAUAGUCGACCUCAUUAUCACGUCGGAUUAAAAGCAGGUGAAAAUACUUUACAAGGAGAAAUCAUUCGAUUAUUUCUAAAGACUUCCGUCGAAAAUAAUGGUUACAAUCAAAACCAAUGGUUAAAAU